Molecule: messenger RNA, 585 nt
Organism: Psammomys obesus (fat sand rat)
Lineage: Eukaryota; Metazoa; Chordata; Mammalia; Rodentia; Muridae
Product: oocyte-specific histone RNA stem-loop-binding protein 2-like
Exons: 6
Coding region: 1-585 (194 amino acids)
Biological process (GO): mRNA transport; mRNA 3'-end processing by stem-loop binding and cleavage
Cellular component (GO): histone pre-mRNA 3'end processing complex; cytoplasm
Molecular function (GO): histone pre-mRNA stem-loop binding; mRNA binding
Source: RefSeq, a predicted model, not a curated record
AUGGGGGUUCGUGCCAGCGCUCGGGAGACUGAGCUAGAACCGCUAAGCUGCUUCCCCAGAAAGGAAGUAUGUGCGAAGUCUCUGUCCUCUAGUAUAGAGAUGGUAAGUGUGGGAGUCAUCACGGAGUCUUGCCACGUCAGGUGGGAAACUGAGACAGAUGAAGUGGUCCUGCGGCGGCGGCAGAAGCAGAUAGAUUAUGGCAAGUGCACACCUGGUUACCAGUGCUUUCUGCAGCAGGUGCCCAAGGCACAUCGACAGCCAGGGUUUCACCCUCAGACACCAAACAAAAACAGGAGGUGCAGCCGACGAUCCUGGGAUGCCCAGAUCAGGCAAUGGAGAAGAGCCUUGCAUACCUGGGACCCCCCAAGUCAGCCUCUGCAUGACAGGGAGGCUGAGGGGAAGGCAACAAAGAACUUCCUAAGGCCAGUGGAUUCUACUCCUUUGGAUGAUCACCCGGAUAACUGGCCCCAGGCCCCAGAAUCCUCAGAGAAUUGGGACAGAGGCCAGGAAGAGGCCCAGUUUGCAUACUUGAAGGGUCCUGCUGCCUCUCCUCCCCAGCUCACAGAGGAAGCUCUUCAUCACUAA